Molecule: messenger RNA, 1337 nt
Organism: Platichthys flesus (European flounder)
Lineage: Eukaryota; Metazoa; Chordata; Actinopteri; Pleuronectiformes; Pleuronectidae
Product: transmembrane emp24 domain-containing protein 6-like
Exons: 4
Coding region: 246-1016 (256 amino acids)
Biological process (GO): endoplasmic reticulum to Golgi vesicle-mediated transport; intracellular protein transport; Golgi organization
Cellular component (GO): endoplasmic reticulum-Golgi intermediate compartment; Golgi apparatus; COPII-coated ER to Golgi transport vesicle
Source: RefSeq, a predicted model, not a curated record
CAGAUUGUACCAUUUGUUUUUACUUGUUGUUUCUUGGUAGAAUCCCUUUCCAGUAUUCUGAGUUGUAGAGAUCAGACGUUCUGGAUCUAACUUCAGUGCUUCAUAGUGUUAUUUCUCUAUCAGUGCUGACUCCAGCUGUGAAGGCAGCCCAGUUUUCCCACAGAUGGAGGCAACGUUUUUGUCCCAGUUAAUCAUUUCUAAACUCUCCAUGCUGCCACACAAACUCACUCUAUCUUCACAUUUCAAUGAGUGAAGUCUCCAGUUUUUCAGAUAUGUUGUGGAGGAUUCCCUUUAUGUUUUUUAUUCUGGUGUUAUGGGCUCCAGUUCACAGUGGGCCCAUGACAAACCUACACCCCAACAUGACAGACCAGGAGCUGUUCUGGGGCGCCGACCAGUACGACUUCUCUGUGGUGCUCCGUGCUUCUGGGUUGGAUUGUUUCUGGCACUUUGCUCACACUGGAGAACGAUUCUACCUCAGCUACAUGGUCCAGUGGGUGACGGGAGUCGGCCAUGACAGACACCUGUCCGUCACAGUCAACGCCCCUGGUGGUCUGUUAGUGGCAAAUAUUGAUGAUGCGAAGGGUCAGAUUAACUUCAAGGCUGAGGAAACAGGCUUCUAUCAAAUGUGUUUCAGCAACUUCCACAACCGCUUUGGCAGCAUGCAGGUCUUCCUCAGCUUUGGUGUUUACUACGACGGCCACCAGGACCCUGCCAGGAGCAAAGAAGAGGAAAAGAAGAAGACAGAAGAAGUCAGCCAAGAACUGAACAACACACUGAGCAUCAUAGAGGAUGCGACUCACAAAGUGGAGAACCACAUCUUCCACGUCUUCCGCUACUACAGCUUUGGUCGCAUGGGGAAGAGCGCCGACUACUUCCUGCUGCUGUCCAACUCACAGUACAUCACCUGGUGGUCGACAGCCCUCAGCCUCCUCAUCAUCACCUCCGGGUAUCUGCAGCUCCUUUUCCUCAAAAGACUUUUUGUCAGCAAGACUGAGGAAGAGAAGCAGCGCUGCUGAAACACUCCGUGUCACAGUUCACAGUCAGAAAUACCAACAGAUCUGAAUUCCAAACACAUGGUGGACCUGGAUCCACUAAUUAAACUAAAAGGCUCUGGAAGCCAUUUUUAAUUCUGGUGUUGUAUUUUUGUCCUUGAACUUCUAUACACAAUAUAAUAAGACAUUCAGAUAAUAACAUGAACAGUUUGAGAAGUUUUCCUUAUGCCACUAAAACCCCCAGCAGGUGUCGCCUAAUCAAGACUGCUUUUCAAGACUCAGCUCCUUUCAGGAACCAUUAGAAUCAGUUCAACAAUAUGAUGCAAUAAAGGAUUUGAACCAAAA